Molecule: messenger RNA, 400 nt
Organism: Funneliformis mosseae
Lineage: Eukaryota; Fungi; Glomeromycota; Glomeromycetes; Glomerales; Glomeraceae
Source: the annotation of a GenBank genome assembly
ACAAAAAGUUGAUCUUUCAUCACCACAAACUAUUGCUGAACUCUUAAAAGAUGAUGGAGUUAAUUAUAAAAAUGAUAAUAAUAAAGAAAUUUUACAACAAAGCUCUUUAGAAACAGAACGAAACUCAAGAUUAAUGUCAAUUCUAAAGCCAGAAGCUAAUUUUCAAGAAUAUAUUCCUUUAAAUACAACUGUUCAAUCAAGAAUGAUGUCAACGGUUGAUUCAAGAGCAAAUAGUCCAAUUGAUGAUUUUUUUUCUUCAAAUAGACCAUCAAUAGCUCUGGAAUCAAGUAAUGAACCUGAUUCUUUAAAUAAACUCUCAAAAACGGUAUCAUCACCUUCAAGACUGACAAGAUCGACACCUUUAAAAUCAAGAGAUAAUGCAUUGAACGUUUUUAAAUAA